Erigeron canadensis is the source of this 1071-nucleotide messenger RNA. RefSeq names its product mitochondrial outer membrane protein porin 2-like. Gene Ontology annotation, molecular function: voltage-gated monoatomic anion channel activity. The transcript has 6 exons. Gene Ontology annotation, biological process: monoatomic anion transmembrane transport. The record is from RefSeq and is a predicted model, not a curated record. The coding region runs from base 100 to 930 and encodes 276 amino acids. NCBI's taxonomy places the organism in Eukaryota, Viridiplantae, Streptophyta, Magnoliopsida, Asterales, Asteraceae. Gene Ontology annotation, cellular component: mitochondrial outer membrane.
GGUUUCCAUAUCCACGAAUAAUAACCUCUCUUUCUCGAAAUGCAUCACCCACCCACCCACACACACAUCUCUAUAUCGAUCAAAAUUUGUUGAUCAAAAAUGAACACCGGACCAGGUCUUUUCUCCGACAUCGGCAAAAAAGCCAAAGAUUUGUUAACCAGGGAUUACCUAACCGAUCAGAAAUUUUCUGUUUCCACCACCAGUGUUACCGGUGUUGCACUAACUUCUUCCGCAACAAAGAAGGGUGGUCUGUCAACUGGAGAUGUGGGAGCAGUAUACAAAUACAAUAAUAUAUUGGUUGAUGUUAAAGUUGACACAGACUCAAAGAUUGCUACAACAUUGACUUUCACAGAGCUUGUACCCUCAACAAAGACCAUUGCAUCAUUCAAAGUGCCUGAUUUCAAUUCCGGAAAGAUUGAUAUUCAGUACUUCCAUAGUCAUGCAACUUUUACAUCAGCCGUUGCAUUGAACCAAACUCCAACUGUUGAUAUUUCAGCUACUAUUGGUACUCCCACAUUUGUUAUUGGUGCAGAAGCAGGUUACGAACCGUCUUCUGGAAGAUUGACCAAGUACAAUGCUGGGAUUAGCGUUAAUAAACCAGAUUCCAGUGCUUCCAUAAUCUUGGGUGACAAAGGAGACACAAUCAAGGCAUCAUAUAUACACCAUCUGGACGAUUUAAAAAAGACUGCUGCUGUAGGAGAGAUUACUAGACGGUUCUCAUUAAAUGAGAACAUUUUCACAGUUGGUGGGUCUUAUGCCGUUGAUAGUUUGACCGUGGUUAAGGCUAGGCUCAACAAUCAAGGAAAGUUGGGUGCGCUCUUGCAGCAUGAGAUUAUUCCCAAGUCUCUUGUGACUUUGUCUAGUGAGUUGGACACCAAAGCCUUGGACAAAACUCCCAAGUUUGGUUUGGCUCUCGCACUCAAACCUUGAUCAGAAUUCAGAAGCAGUAACCUGUGAAUUCAUUUACUUUCUUGUUGAUCAAAUGAAAUGAGAUUUUUCAACUGUAUUUUUUUGUCCCUACAACCCAUCUUAAGGGAGCAUUCAGUCAAUAAGCAGUCAUUGCGUUAUACA